Messenger RNA from Spodoptera litura, 654 nucleotides. Its product is annotated as glutathione S-transferase 1-like. The record is from RefSeq and is a predicted model, not a curated record. Lineage: Eukaryota; Metazoa; Arthropoda; Insecta; Lepidoptera; Noctuidae. Gene Ontology annotation, biological process: glutathione metabolic process. Gene Ontology annotation, molecular function: glutathione transferase activity.
AUGGUAAUAAAAUUAUAUACAACAGAACUAAGUCCGUCUGUACGGGCUUCUAUAAUGGCGUUUGAGAUAUUUCAAGUUCCAUAUGAAAAUAUAGAAGUUAAUCUAUCCGAUAAGUCAAUGUUGGAUCCUGAAUUUUUAAAUAAAAAUCCAAUGCGAACAGUUCCUGUUCUUGAAGAUGAAGACUUUAUAUUGCAUGAUGGUCAUGCGAUAUUAAUGUAUUUAGCUGAUGCAUACGGCACUGAAGAUUCAUGGUACCCAAAAGAUUAUAAGACGAGAGCGCUAGUCAACCAAAAACUAUCAUUUAUCAAUGAAAUUAUAUUUUCUGGAUUCAAAAAGAUUGCGUACUCCGUAGUAGUUGAAAGAAGAAAAACGUUGAUGCCACAAUGGAUAGAAACCAUUGAGGAAGGUUAUAGUAUAAUGGAAAAGUUUCUAAGCAAAACAACCUACAUUGCCACAGAUGAUGUUACAAUCGCUGAUCUCUCAGCUUAUAGUAAUAUGUCGUGUCUAAUGUAUGUUAUUCCUGUGGAUAGACAGAAGUACCCGAAGACACUUAAAUGGUGCCACGUCAUGGAGAUGCAGCCCUACUGUAAAGAGUUCAACAACAAAUCGGCGGCUACUUUCGGAGAUCUGUAUAAGCUAAUUAUGUCACAUUAG